Messenger RNA from Pelodiscus sinensis (Chinese soft-shelled turtle), 1159 nucleotides. It is a transcript of the gene OSER1, whose product is annotated as oxidative stress responsive serine rich 1. NCBI's taxonomy places the organism in Eukaryota, Metazoa, Chordata, Testudines, Trionychidae. The record is from RefSeq and is a predicted model, not a curated record. Gene Ontology annotation, biological process: cellular response to hydrogen peroxide.
CAACAGCCAGCUACGGAUCCCCUUCCUGUUGAGGGUUUUUCCAUCCGGGUCACUCGGACCCUGACCGGCGGCUGCCGCCGCGCAGGAAACCCCUGGCUGUCGGAGGCUGCAGGCCCCUUCCCUGCGGGGCUGAGCGCGGGUAACUGUCAGCACCCACAGGGCCAAGGAUGAAAACAGAAGCUAAGGAUGGAGAAGAAGAAAGUCUUCAGACAGCUUUCAAAAAGUUAAGAGUUGAUGCAGCAGGGUCCACUGCUUCUCUUCCUGUAAGUGAGAGUACAAGUCCAAGAGCGCUGGUUAGAACAGAUGAAACCAAACCUAAGAAUGUGUGCACAUCUAAAGAAGCCUGGCAUGGGUCUAUGAGGAAACCUUCAAGAGGAACAAUGAGAACCCAGCGUCGCAGGCGUUCUAAGUCUCCAAUCCUUCACCCUCCCAAGUUUAUCCACUGCAGUUCAAAGACACCUUCCGCAUGCACCCAUAUGGUACGCAAGAGUCAGACUGAUGCACCGGACAGCAGCACCAGCUCAGAGGUGCCAGUCCCGAAGGAAUUCUGUGCAAAUGAACAAUCCAGUCUUGCCCUUGAUGGUGCUGGCCACAAGGGAGUCGAUGCUGAUCAUUCAGGGGCUUCUGUUGCAGAGCCAGUGCCAGACAGCAAACAGGAUAACUCUUCUGUUGCUGUUUCUCUGAUGUCCAAAGCAAGUCUAAAGGCCACAGAUCUUUCUGACUUCCAGUCAGUGUCCAAACAAAACAAGAGUAAGCCAUGUGCAUGCAUGGACAAAGCCUGUCAGUGUAAGCGAUGGCAAAACAUGGAAGUGUACAAAUUCUCCGGCUUGCAGAACACCAUCCCAUUGGCACCUGAAAGAAAUGUUUCUGAAGAACAAUCCCAGUCUUUGCCAUCAAGAACUCCCUCAAGUUCUCCACGAACUUGCUCUGAGCAAGCAAGGGCCUAUGUGGAUGAUGUGACUAUUGAAGACCUUUCAGGAUACAUGGAAUAUUACUUGUAUAUUCCCAAGAAAAUGUCUCACAUGGCAGAAAUGAUGUACACCUGACAUCAAUGGGCUUUAGAGAAAGGGUUUGAUUGAAAUCUGCCCUCAGUCACACUCCACAUAGGAAGGUACCCACUCCCUGCUCAUCAUGCUUGCAAUAAAAGCACUUCCUUGCA